CAUGGCGCCAGUUUUGAAAGUCUUUGUUUGAGUUCGCACAAAUCAACAAGCCACGGCACAAAUUCAGGUGAGAUCUUAAUGCAGUCUAUUCAAAAUCAUUUCUUAAAGAUAUUUACACGCCUUAAUUUGUGGUUGGGGAACUUGCUCCUUCGAAAAAUUGACGGUAAUCUGCGGUCAAGUAUCAUUAUAACGGACAGAAUUCAAGUUACUAUUUGUCUGAAAGUGAAAUAUUCAUGUUCGCUUGCAAAUUGGGGUUACUGAAAGCGAAAACAUAGAUUUUAUUACGCAGUCCAUGCUCAAAUUGAUGUUAAAACGGUCGCUUCCUGCACGGAAUUACUUCACAACUACUGAUGCGCAAAGAUAACAAAAAUAUUUCAAAUUAAGUUCAAGAUGCAUUAAACAGGUAACUUGAAAUAAUGAUAAGCUUUUAAACAAGCAAAAUAAGAAGUGCCUACUUAAAAUCAUAGCUUGUUAGUGAUGUCUGUGAUAAAAAAUGACUGAAUUUCCAAUAUUAUCUCAAUUGUAUUGUAAAAUUCACCUUCUUGACUGUAAAUCUUUCACCCACUUGUUAAAUUUAUUAUGCAGAAUAUUUGUUGUGGUGGUGCGUACGCACACUUUAAAAUAUCAAACCCCCAUUAAGAUAAAACACUGAAUUUGAACAGUCUGACUUUAUUUCAAACAGUUAAGCGAAAAUUGUGAGAUGCUACUACUUGCAUCUUAACUGAAUGUCUUUCUGUAAAACCUCGGCUGCUAUAUUGAAUUGCUCCCGCCAAAAUAUGCUGAAAAUGCGCGCAAAUUUUUCUUUAUUUUUAUUUGAAUGUAUUAAUGACGUUAAUUGAUUUUCCUUGAACAUAAUCGGGGACUAAACUUUAAUUUCCUCUAUCUGAGAGCAGAAUCAAUUGUAUAUUUUUCCCGUUUCAAAGCGCACCGGCCUUUAAAAACUUCGCUAAGCUGCAUGAAAUAUUUGAGAGCCAACACGGUCGAAAUCUAAUCAAUUAACAUUUGUGAGUCUUGCAGACUGCGAUGUUAAUUAGUGUAAACAACAGAAACAGAGAGUACAGAAAAAAAAAUUACAAGUUACAAUAACUUGAAAGAAAUAAAACAAUACAGUUUAGGUUCGUAGGCUUAAAUAUGUUUCGGGCACGACUCAGAGUCAUUUAUGCCCGCCAAGGUAAACUCUUUUGUUUUAAUAAUUUAGAAUUACUGCCCUUUUUCAUUUUCAACACAAUAGAAUUCAUUAGAAAGCCAGAGUUGAUUUUCAUGUAAAAUUGAUUCUUUUUGCCAAUCUUUGGAAACAGAUAAUCAAAUAAAAGAUAUUUUAAUGGAUAAAUCUUUUACUAAGUACAUGACCUGUUUAACGGAUUUUAUCACGGGCCGCUUUCAGUGACAGAAAUAUAUUUACAGUGAGUAUUGGUACUGCUAGGUAAAAUAUGAUGGUAGAAUUUUAAAAACUUUAAUGAUAAACCAUGAUGUAAAUAGCUCUUCAUUCGCGCAAGGACGAUCGAACAAAUGCGAAGGAAUACAGCUUACCAAACUCCCAAACAUAGAAAAAAAAAGGUUUAUUAAUCUCAAAUAGUGGUCAUUCCAAUGAUUGUAGAUUUUGCAACGCCAGCAUUUACAAAGCUUUCCUCCCACUAAAACAGGAACACAAAGAAACAAACCUCUUCAAAUUCUCAAGAUUGUGGUCGGAAACGUUCAUCUAUUGACGUAAACAGUUUCGCGUUGGAGUGCUGUUUAAAUAUAAUUUGGUUUAUCAACUGAGUUGAUAACGCAAACUGGCCACUGUAAAGAAUGUUUAAAGCUGACUUUUCGAGCGUUAGCCCUUCGUCGAUCGCUCUGACGCAGGGGGCCAACGCUCGGAACACCAGUUCUAGAAACUAUUUUCGGUGGCUCAUUUACAUCAUUUAUCUUGUGACACCUCCCACGGACGCAGCACCACGGUUUCUUUAGAAACUUGCCCCUUUUACUUUUUAAAUAGUUUUGUAAAAGGGGGAUUAAUUCAGACUGUCCCAUGGCUUAAAAAUAAGACUUAUUUCAAAAUCGAUUUUGUUGUACACCAUGAAAUCGCAGAAGUAGUCACAAAAUAUGAAUAUAUCAAUUUUUAAGAAUUAUGUAAAAUCAUCCAUCUUCCGUCUUCCUCAGCGGAAAAGGAUCUUAUUCCUGUAGAACCAAAGAAAUAAAAUGAGCAAAAAUCGCAUGUGGUUGAUUUACAGGUUUGUUCAAAGUCAAACCAAUUUUCCCACAAAAAUGACUUAAAUUCCCUGUAUUUUGUUUUGCCUUGGUUUCACCCUAGGGAGUUAAACAGUCAUAAAGAAGACCACAAAGGUGACUCAUAACUACCAACGAACAUUGGUAAGAGUAUUCAAGUGUGGACAAUUAAUUCAGUCUCCUUAAAUUAGCAAUCAACUCACUUUACGGACACGUUUGUCGUGAGAGACGGAAUUUUAAAGCUCAUCUGGUCGUCAUACAACAUUUCAGGAUGUAAGCGGUGUUUUGAGGUGAGUUAAAAGGCGAACUAUGUUUGAGUGUGGACUUUCUUCGAGUCAGUUUUGAAUUUUUCAAUUUAUUGUUUAGCAAUCUUUAUUGUCUUAAAGUUAAAUAAUUUACCCCUCUCAGCUGUUAAGACCAAAUGUUUUGAACGGCAUCUGAUAGAAUAAUUUCCUUUCUGAACCAAACCUUUGAAUUGUUGAAGGACUUUUUUAAUAGUUCAUUAAUAGAUUACCGAUUCGCCAGGAAUUUAAAGUCCACUAAAAGCCAUCCAAAGGCAUCUCAGAUUUCUUUGCUCAGCGACUUGCCAGUCGAAACCGUGAUUCCUCUGUAAGCAUAUUAUUGCACGACUAAACCGCAACACUUUCAUUCAAACGAGUUUAGAUCGAUUUUCAUUCAACUGCGGGUGUUUUUAGUGCUUAGCUGAUGUGAAAAAUAGGUUUUAGCGCAAGAAGCGCUGGUUUACGAACCCUCGGGAAGGAUUCACUCAUGCGUUCAAUGGGGAUUGACUUUGUGUGAGCCGCAUAAAUUAGUGUAAACAAAAUGCAACAGAAGACGUUGUAAAAAAACAACUUCAUUAAUAUUUAGCAAAUAUGUAAAAAUGACGCUUCAUUCGUCAUUUUAGCUUUUUGAUGAUCGCAUGAGAGUUUCUGGAGGUGAAGUUAUUUUCUUUCUACGAGUUUUCUUUGAAGAAUCGCCCGCCAAGAAUCGUCGAGAUAAUUUAUGCUAAACAUGUCCUGUUGUAAAGAAACUUCGGCGCGUUCUACGGUUAGAUAAGAAAUAGCGAGGAAAGCCGAGAAACCACAGAGACCUUCAAUUAAGAACUUUCUUAUGUGAGUAAAUCGCCUUUAUACAGUCCAACAUCGGUUCAAACAGUCCUGAAAUAUCGUGUUUUCAGGCGUUUCGUUUUGAGUCUCUUCAUAUGCUAAUUAGUUUUGCGCUGUCUUCUGUAACUUCGAUUUGCUGUAGCUGACUUUCUAAAGAUUCGUGAUUUACUCGCAUAGCCUAACAUCAGGGUUUUAAUUGAUGAAAGAUUUUUACACAACGGAUGUCCAAAGUGAUCGGCAUGUGUUUGAAAGUGAACUAAAGAUGCAAAAGGUGUACUAUGUAAUCCGGAAUUUCAAUUAUCUUGGCUUUCUUGCAUGGGCAAAAGGCUCACUGAUUCGUAUCGGACAUUUAAAUGCCCAAUGAACCUUUUUGUGCACGCAAUUAGGAGAUUUUGUCAAGUAAGGCGCUUAUCCAUGAGAUCAACCUAAAUUGAAAAUAACAGAAUGACAGUCAACAAGUUCUUGUGGUAAAAUAGAUUUCAAGGGAUCUGAGAAUCUAUUUUGGCUAAACGAUCAUUGAGCCAGGUAAAUGGGGAUGAACUUACAAGUAUAAUGCUGUUUUAUAUUGCGUAGCUUGCGUAGGCAGUUCCCUAAGAGAGAGAGCGGAAGCGGUUUAGUAGUCAAGCUUCUUUCAGAAUCGUUUCGCACAGAUUACAAACUUCGCGAAAACUGCUCUUUACCAAUUCAAGUAAACCUUGAUGCGAAAAAUGCUCAGAAACAAAUUUGCUUCGAAAUGUUUUCAAAUGUAAUCAUUUGCCGAUAGCAUCAUAAAAUUUAACCAUAGGAAAGAUAAAAGCAGGCAGUUAUAGCGAGGAACACAACAAUCUUGAGGCAAGGAGUUUUAUUUUCGCAACAUUCGGCAAAAGAGUUCAACUGUAACAAGUUGUUUCGAGACUUUUCUGUGUGAUACGGAUGACGAAGAGAAGGUCAUAGGUUUACGAGGAUGAUUUAUGUUUAUAACUCAAGGAGCCCUGCUUUCGUAAAAGUUUGGUGAAAGAAUUCAUAAACAAAUUGCUAUCGAGACGUUUCUGCGCGAUACGGGUUAAAGUUAGUGACAAUGAGCAGGUCAGAGGUACUCUUAAUAGUUGUUGUUUAUUACUUCUAGAUAAUGCCCUCGAAAUGAUUCAUUUCAUUUAUCAUCGUCCGACCGAAUCUUCCCGCUGUGGGCAAAAGACCAAAGCGGAAUAAGUUGGUUUGUAUCUGAAUUUCGAGCCAGUACUUUCGAUCGGAAGCGCUUUGGUGAAGAAUGCAAUUAGCAGGGGAACACGCUAGUGCAAGCUUUCCCACAAAUCACCUUCUUUAGAAGAAUUUCAUGUCUUCCUUUCUGUUCCUAGCCUCAUCCAAUUUGUUUUUUUUUUGUUUGUUUGUUUGUUUCUCAACCAAGCGAACCACUUUCGAUCAAUAGUUUCUAUUUUCCUUACUCUCAUAACCCUAAUGUGUGAUUCAGCGGUGAUAUUGUAAGGAGAAAUUAGAUGCUAAUCACUCUCAGUGGUUUAAGGGUCAAAACGCCCCCGAAAAUGCAACUGAAACCUAAACGGUAUUUCCCACUUUGCACUAUGGAACUUGAUGAAAUGGGAAAUAUCAGCAAUGAUCAGCACAAAUCUAACCUAAUGUUCAGUUCAAUGUGGAAGUUGCGUUGUAUUUCAUUCCCCUAAAAUAGAAUCUAGGCUGUGGUUUUGGUCAAACUUCACUGAUUAGUAAGUUGUUUUUCCCUUUAAGAGACCCCAAUUAGCUGAACCCAAAACUGAUCCACCACGUCAAUUUAUGAACGGAAACGCCAUCUAUUACAGAAACUGCGGUGUUUUAUAGGGACUUCCAGCCGCAACCGCGUAUGUGGAAUUUUUUCCUGUUUGAUAUCCAAUUAGCUACUGACGCCGUGUCACUCAUCUCUCUGACAGUUUGAUGAAUCACUGGCAAGGCGUUUACCAUUUUCAUUCAUUAAUAAAGUCGACUACUCUUGACAGUAAAGGCCUAUGGUGUUUACAUUUUAAACAAAAUAAUACAUGGUUGUAGUUUUGGAAUUUCUCUUGAAGAGAAAUGCAAUAACCACGCGCACCAUGCAUAAUUCUCUAUUUAGAUACGUAACGAUAAUCAAGUUUAUCGCGCAACAUAUCACGCCAGCUUUCCCCUUUUCGACUGCCGUAAUUUAUGUUUUUGCUAGAAAUUGCGCAAUACUUGUUUUACUGAAAAAAAAUAUCGCUUUAUUUAAGAAAAGACAAAAACUUGUUUACGAAUGAAAAAAAAUUAUACACAUCACCUCUCUGGUGGGCUCUGGCCUCGAAGAAAAAUACCAGUAUUUAAAAUUUGUUUCCUACAGAUCAAAAUAUUCUUGUAAUGUAAAACAACACAGAAUCUUCUGUGUUUAAAUUGGCGAGAUUAGCUCGAGUGUGAUCAAUCACAUUUUGUUGUAAUGUGACGGGCAUAGAUAAUUCUAACUAAUGUCUAUUACCACUCCCUCUAUUUUGCUCAUAGGGAUUCACUUAACACCUUAUUUAUAAACCUUGUUUCGCGUACAGCCCUCGCUGCCUCUCAGUUGUGAAACGCGACCGAGGUCAAUAAUUAAUCCUCCAUAUGGACUUCUUGGUCGGUCCUAACAACAAAAUAAACAUCUCACUCUAACCCUCGAAGAGGACUUUUUAAGAGGUCCUUAACUUCAGUAAGAUAAACUUUUUUAAAUCCAUUGUGUUUAUUCACUAUUGAACCUUUAGUCUGCCCUUGAGCGAUAGUAUUUUUACGACUUAGCUCUGAAACUGAAAUAUCUACAAAAAUAUCCGUAAAUAAUCGAACAAAACCUAAUUGUAGUAAGACUUCCAGUCAACCACGCCAGAAAAUGGUUCUUGUUUACUCGUAUUUCGCGCAAAAUUAGUUCCAUUCAACCUCCCACAGAUGUUAAUCAUCCUAUCCAGAUUUCAUAUAUUGUAACAGUUGUCACUGAUUUGUGUCCAAAAUUUUUCAUUUCAGACUUUUUGAAAACCAGUCAUAAUUAAGUUAUCCUGCGUCGUGUAAAGUGAAUACAAGCUUCUGUAUUGUGAUUUAUGUUGAUGCCUCCCAGGUGUUUGUAAGUUUAGCGAUAUGAUCGCAUUUGUUCUUCUUAUUAUUAUCGAUUGAAACAGGUGACGGGAUUUCCAAGCGGGUCGACAAAGCUCCUACGAUGGCCUGAGUCUCUUUUCCGCGAAAGAAUUCGAUCGCUAGAAGGGAAGUGCAAAAAGAUAACAAGUGAAGGGAAAGCAACGGUUCCCGAAGUUGAAUGAAAAAGUUGAGAGAUCACUGAUUAAAAGUAGGUAAGUCAAAAGCCAGUUUGUACCUGUAUGUUAUACAAGGUUUAAAAUAACAACUCCGUGGAAGGCGACCGCGAAGUUCCGAUUUCAUAAUGACUUGUAGAAAUUGUCAACAACUACAGCAUUACGCUACUUUGCUCACAUAUGAUUCCGUUUCUCGUGCGAGUCGGAGAAAUCUUCCCUUGCAGGUCUUCGUUUGAUUUAUCUGCCCGAGAUCAAAAUUCUAAUUUCAGGUUAUUGGAUAUUUGUGAGGUUUACCUCGAUAUUUCAUUACAAAUUGCAAGAAUUUGUAGCAUUUUACGGUGAACAUUUUAUGUGAAAGAGCGCAUAAUAAUCAAUACAACUUAUAUAAGUCUUCUAAAAGUUCAGUAGUGAACAGAAAACUUUAAAGAAUAAACAGAAUGCAGUCGUAUUCUUCGAAUAACAUACAGAAGAAAGAUUGUCACUGAUUAGAGAAUGUUGAUUAAUGUAACUCGAAGAAAAACGCAGCCUGCUAUAAAUAAUAAAUGAAGGAGACUGCAGUUCGCUUGAAAACACUCUCUCACACACAUACGAUUCUUAUUUGCAGAUAUUUGCUAAUUUGAAGCGGAUUUUUUUUUCAUUUUUUUUAAUAAGUUCGUGCAAAUUUCAGCUCGAAAUUGAAGUCUACUGAAAUUUCCCUCUGUAUCGGAAAAAGUUAUUCGCAUGAUAUGAUACAUUCGAAAAAAAUUUUAAUUUCAGCCGACAGAGUGAACCACAAACCCGGGAUUUUUGACGUCAUAGAAAUUAACUGAUGUAGAUAGACUGAACAUGAACAGAAGAACAUAUUUUGGCCGUAAUAUUUCAGCUAAAAACUUCCUUUACCUGACAAUCCCUAUGAUUAAAUCCCAAAAUCGUUUGUAUGAACUCUUAUAAAAAUCACUUUCCAAAUUAAAGUGCGAGAUUCUUUUUCGCUAACACUCAAGCAGCCCCGUGGCGUUGACCCAAAUUUUGAUAAAUUUUUCACACGCGUUACUUUCAUCAUCAAUUCCUAAGAGUUAUUCCUGAAAGGAGCCCAUUCCUGAGCUGAAAAAGGUAUUAUUAUUCUGUUUGCACUACGAUGGAGCAAUUUUAAUUUCCAUUCAAAGGAGUUUAUUUAUAAGGAAAUUGAAUUUUUUAAGUUUCAUUUGAAACGGAUAUACACUGAUAAAAAAUUCAUACGAUGUUAUACACAACUGGUGAUAAUAAGAAUUUUCUUGAAUCUUUUUCUUCCUCAGUUAGUCUUCACUAAAAGGCCGGUUAUGGGUUAUUACUUGUCCGAAGUGUACAGAACUAUUUCCAAAGCCUUUGGGGUUGGGGUGGGGUGGGGAAGAGAGGUACUCCUAAACAGACCUUAUAAGUAUGUGCCGGCUCCAAAGGGAAAAAACCUCGAGCCGUGUUUGGGCUGAGAUAAUUGACUGAGAAAGAGAAGUGACCAAAACAUAUCAUUCAAGCUGAAUUCACAGGUUUAUCUUAGCUUUUCUUUAGCUUGUUACUAAUGCAGAGUGUAAUCGCGCUAGGCAACAAUGCGUAAUGGAUUCGCAAAUUAAGCGACAGUCUCCCAGUUCCUAUCCCCCUCCCCCUCCCCCCGGAAUUUAGGAGAGUACUCUCUCCGAUUUCUUUUUCACGUCAAGAAAGGUUCGCACACCAUUGGCCUCAAAACUCCUUUUUUUCAUACAUUCACUUGGGCAUGCGCCGCACAUGGCCCUAUAAAGCUAUUACAUUUUGCAUCAUAACCUGUUAAGAGAGAAAAAUCCACUCUUGAAUUUGUCUAUAAACAAGAAAUUGAGAAUGGAAGAGAAAGUUUGUAAUCAGAUAUCUAAAGCUAUAAAGUUUUUGAGUGCGUAUAAAAGAGAGUUUUCUACAUAAAAAAAUCUUAUUAAAAAACCUAAGCAUGUUCAUAUGGGAAAAUCGUUUUCUCCAGGAAAAGCUUAUUCGAUCGUAGUAAGUUUUCUGAAUUUAGAAUUUUAAAUUUAACUUAAGUGAAGUGGCAUGGGCUGCGGUAAUAUUGUGACUUGUCUGGAUUUUUCUGUGGUGGACACCAAAAGCUUCUUUUGCUUUUAGAUGAUUUGUUUUAUACUAUUUUUCCCCUUUGAAAGCGAAUACUCAACAGUAGGAGAUUGGAAUUGUUCUUUUAUAUUAUACAGUUGUUUUGAAUUUUAAUAUUACAUAAAGUAGGGUGCGGUGAUCGUAACUUUUCUGGAUUUUUCUGUGGUGAACACCAAAAGCUUUAUUUUUAAUCUUGAAACUAAAGUGUGAUUUUAGAUUUCGUUUUCGUUUGCUGUUCAAAAAUAAUCAAUUUUACUGUUAUAUUUUUAUUCAUUUCACUGGAUUUCUUCACUGUAAGGUUCUUGAAAUAUGAUCAAACAAACAAACAUAAUUGUUUCUAUUUUAACAUUUUUCCUUGUGAGAGGGAAGCUUAAGGUAAAAGUGUUUCCUUCAUCCACAAGGUCUGGAAAAAAAAAUGAUUCGUCGAAAUUCAGUGCAUUUUUUCCCCACAGGCCACUUUGUUUUUUACAGAGGAGAGCGGCAGAUAAUUAAGAUAAUAGCUAAAGUUAAGAUGGUUCGCUGAUAUAGUUUUGGUUAGUUUUCAUUUAGACAUGUUCAUUUUGUCCAGGGAGAGGAGCGCUAUUUUGCGAGUUUGCGUUUCUGUUUGGUUCUGUCCCGUUCGAAAAAAUAAAGCAGUUUACUCAUUUUAAAACGAGUUAAUAUAACAAAAAAUAUUUUUGGAUAGAUAAGACACGAGAACUUGAAAUCCAAAAUCUAUAGAGGAAGUUAAAUGAAUUUAAGUAAUAAUCUCAUUUCGAAGUAAAAAAUUUAUUUCAAAAACUAAAAACUCGUCCUCUGUUCCACCUACGUUUCAACAAAUAUCGUAAUAACCCUAUGUUGUACGUUAUAUCAUGAGCUUCCAGUGAUCUAGCAGAGAGAAUUAUUUGUUUCUUGUGUUAUUAGAAUAAUAAAAAAAUUGUUUACGGAUUAUAAUCUACCAUCGAAGGUGAAUCGCCCAUGGCACUUUAAUUCAAAAUCUAAAGAGAAAUUCAGAGAACAACCAACGUAAGUUUGUCGGUAGUGAAAGUGUUACAAAGCUUUUUUGUCAAAAUCUCACGAUCCCUACGUACGUUUUCAUACCCUAUCAAUUGUUUCAUAGGAUAUGCUGUUUUGAAAAUAUUGACCCUUUUUUUCCUCCCAGCUCCAUGCACAAAUAAAUACAUGUUAAUUAAAAGAGACAGAAUAAUCAUUAUCAUCGAUUUUCCAAAAACAAUGAAUAUGUUUUUAUUUUCAUGUCGGAUCAGUUCAGUUUUGAUAAAUAAAUCCUCUUGAUUGUGGUGGCUGUUGCGACAUAUGUAAAGAAAGUCAAACGACUGGACUGUAAUUAACGGGAAAUCGUGUUUUUUCGAUAGGAUCAUGAGUAUUAUUUUGAAAAAUUUUUAGCCCCAAAAUAGGAAGACCUUGUUAUUUAUUUAAAACUUUCGCAGCGAGUGCACCAGCGGAAGUCCUAGAUUAUCGCGAUUUGGUAGUUCUUCGUCUAGACACUGAAAAUUUCUGCGAAGAUGUUUUGAAACAAGGACUUUACUGCUUACAGACGAGGAUUUUGUCUUCAAGGUGAGCUUAAAGGCUUCGUCGUUUCGAAGCAAUGGGCAACACGGAACAGUUUUAGAAUUUUGUGUCGACUGCUAAUAUUUUCAAUUGUAGGCUACUUCGAUUCUUUCACAAUCGCGUGCACAAAUGCAGUGUAAAUAACACAUUUUUAACAUGUUCUCAGCGGCUUCGCGAUCGUCUUUGUGGAAUACAGAUAAUAAUAAGUCCUUUCAACUUAUAUUCUUCAAUAUUCAGAAAAACUCUUGAAAAUGUGCUUUGAGAAACCGCGGAACGAGAACACGAAUGCUACCAUUAUUUUCACUUGUAGAAUCUGGUUUAUUCUUAUUUUUUUUUAAUGAAAAUGUUAAGAAAGUGAGUAUUGCAAAGAUUGCAAGGUUGAAUUCAUUCGUUGAGUAAAUCCCACAAUAUCUGAUAAUAAUAGGUGUUUAUAGUAAAGACGGCAAAUCAACAACAUUUUCCAUUGGACUGGAACGAAAGAAUAUUUCCAAUAUGGAAAUGAGUUUCAAGAUAAGCAGACUAAACCAGACAGUGUGCUUCUUACGUCAAGGUUCCUGUGUGUUCAUUGACUGCUUAGCAAAACAUUAUAGGUUUAUGGUUUUUUUUUCUUCCCUGGUUACAUAGUUACACUCCUUUCAAACCAUUCCAUGCUGUCCAUUAAAGUUACUUUUUAGCAUUACAUUGUAUAUCCUUGAUGCAUGGCAUGAAACGCGUGAAUCGCGCGUGAAUUGUGCGUGAAUAGCGUGUGGAAAGUAACAGUCACUAAUAGUAAAUAAUUCUCAUAUACUUACGGACCAGUCAUUAAUUUUCGCCUGGGAGGGGGGAAGGGAGGGGCGGUUCAGAGGAUUUUGGCGGUAUCACAUUUAUUUUCAAGGGGAAGGAGUUGGGAUUAGUCGUCUCAAACAUUGCAAACAGCGUAUAAAGAGGGGACUACAGAAAAUUGUUUAGCAAUUUAGGGGUAUCAUUUGAUAACUACAGAGGCUUAGAGGGGGAAUCAGGUAAAUUUUACCGCGACACAACCAAAUCCUCCAACAACUCUUCCCCCCCCCCCUCCCCGGCGAUGGAUCUUGUAUAUCAUCAGAAAAAUUCCUGCACGCCCGUUAACUUUUGGGAGAACAUCAUCCCCUGAGAAAAUAAAUCGAGAAAAUGCUUUCUUAUAUCUAGGUUCUGUGCUUGACCGAAAAGAAAUAAAACAAACAACAUUUGCGCAAGCUCGCGACCAAAAAAAAUUAUACAACCAAAAGAUGACAAUUUCCCGACCCAUCCCUCUCGUGGCCUCUUUGAAACGUAUUGUCCACCAUUAUUCGCUUUUCAUAAACAUAAUAUUUUCCUUUCUUCUUGCAGACUUAGCUCAAUGGAAAUUCUUGUAAUAAUAAUUCUCGGUAUCACUGGUGGUGUUAUGAUCGCCACAGUAGCAGUCUCGGGUAUUUACUACUCAUACCGGACUAAAAAGGCGGGAAAAGGCAAAGAAAAGACUGCUGCUAAGGUCACUACUAGUGCCCCAUUGCGCCGAUCCGCCCGCGCGGAGUCUGAGUCCUUUGUUGUGAUUCAGGAUGAGUCUGUGGUGGAUUUUGACAGCAUUCCUGUGCAACCUGAAACAAGACGACCAAUCAGGUAUCGGUUUCACAUUGUUUGGGUUACCUGUGGAAAUCUUUUUUCGAACGAAUGUCCCAUACGGUCACCAUGUGCUUAUGGUCUUUGCAUAAGUGACAUUCACCCUUUACACCCUAACAUCAAUAUUCAUAUUCUCCAUACUGUUAUCUGUUCACUUACUAUGGUGCUGACAAGGAGAAUUUGUCAAACAAUCACGAGUUCCUUUAGUUGCUGAUCAUUUCCUUUAUUCUCAUGACAUCAAUGUGUGAUUCAGUGGUGAUAUUGUAAGGAAUAGUAUUGCCUUGCGUCUGUUCAGUGAUACGUCACAGAUGACGUCAAAAUGUAGCAAGGAAAAAAAACUGGAAAACGAAGCGCAGGCGAGUGGGUCACUGAUGUUCUCACGCCUUCAUAUUACCUACCAGCCUUGGGUUUAAAAAAAAAAAAAAAGUGCACGUUCGAUGAAUUUCGAGACAGCAUUUGUCGUUAUUCGAUGUUUGCCGUUCCCUCCCCUACCGACCAAACCACCCACCCAUCGCUAAAUUCCGCCUUACCGUGGUUCACGAAACAAAAUAAAGAACCUGAUUUUUGUUCCCAGGUCUCCCGACGAUGUAUAUCCGCCGCUAAGAGAGGAGGAGCAAGAUGACUACCUACUGAAUAGCCUAGACAUGGAUCUUAGUUCCACUUCGGUUAUACCACCGGUGAGUCACAUAGCUAAAAGCCGAGAAUAAAUCCACUUUGGGUGGUUCGCAAAUAUUCCAUAUGUUGUAGCAAUAAUAAUAACUAUCAUAAUAAUAUAAUUAACAAUAUUAAGUAGCAUCACAUGUAGACUCAAGUCCCAGUCUCCAACAAGAAUAUUGUGGAUGCAAUGUUUGAAGUAUCAAUUUUUCAGUCAAGAUCAAAGUUUGUAUUUCUUCAAUGGAAAUGUUCCCUAAAAAGAGCUCUGCUAAAAGAGAGAAAUAUCUGUCUCCUAUUCUUAGAAACAUAAUCAGAUCAUUUAUUUAUUAAGUUAGCUCUCCUAUGAUAUACUUUCGAACUUUUGUUUUGCCUGACUGUGUCUUACUUUGAUUUCAUCGUUUGAUUCUUAGGAGGAAACAAUAGAGAGGAAAGGAUGUUUGGAAUUUACAUUACAUUACUAUCAGCUAAGGUGAGGUUUAUGAGUUUUCGCGGUGUAAUAGAAAACUUUUUUGUGGUUGUUUUGCACAGGGCUAAAAAAGACAUGCAGUAUAAAGAAAUUUUCGAUUGAGUGUCGAAAAUAAUCUGAGAUCGUUUUGAUUUUGCAUUAAUUCGGUUCGUGAUUGGUUUAGAAAACUCGCACCAUCCUCAUAGCCUAUCAGACGAAACGAAAACCAAUCGUGACUCGGUCAUCCGCGUUUUCCCGCGUUUUUGAUGGUUUACCUGUUUUCCUUUGAGUGCUCAUUGACCAAAGAAGAUUUUAACCUUUUUUAUGAUCUUGAGAACUAGCGAUUAACAAAAAUGGGUUGUUGCAUUCCGUUUCAAACCUUUUAGCUCCACCCUGACAUUGACUUUAAUUCGUCUUGGCGACCUUCCCCUGCGUCCAUCCACGGGAAAACCACCGGAUCCUGUCGUCGAGUUCGAAGUCAAGUACGGUCACGAAGGUAAAAUCAAGUCUGAGGUGUACCACACCACGUGCGAUCCACACAUAUACGAAAGCUUCCGGUUCGAAAUUCCCGUCAACGACCUUGGAAACCAGACGCUGACGUUUAAAGUGAUUGAUAUGAUGAUAACCAAUAUACCUCCACCUCCACCCCCACCACCACCCCCAGAGGACGAUAAGAAGAAGAAGAAGAAGAAAGAACCACCGCCACCCCCUCCUCCGCCUCCACCACCCCCUCCCCCAACACUGAUAGGAUUUGUCACGGUACCUCUGGUGAGCGUUGCGAUGAAAAAAUUAUUGUCCGAUACUGAGAUUACGAUCCUCCGUGAUGUCAUUAAACUCAAACCCAGGCGUCCGCCGCCAGAAAAGGUCGAUACUGAGGGUGAGACGCUGGUAUCGACAACGGGAACGGGGACAGAUGAUUUUGAGGAUGCACAGGAUACUGUAGACGCGGAAAGCAAAGAGACGAAAGAAGAAGAAGAACAAGAGGAACAAGAGGAAGUAGAGGGAGGAGGAGGAGAAGAAGAAGAGGAAAAGGAGGCCGAAGACGAAGAGCCUGACACUUCUCAGGUAGGUUGUUUUAUCCAUUAUGUUUGAGUUAUUAUUGUUUGUUUUCUUUGUUGUACUCUGCCUUUUUUACCGUUUCACCGUUCCAUAAUCAAGGCCGUACUCUACUACUUUCAGCGCAGCUUUAAUUUCACGGCCUAGGCAUUCAAUUUUCCACAAUUACAUUGUCAUUCAGGGUUGACCUGCGCUACAUGUUCUUACACCCUUUUCCCAUUUCAUGACCCCUCAUUCAUCUUCUACUGUGCUAUAAACCAUCGAACUAUGAACACCGCAAUGACUCCGCUUUCCAUUGAGCUGUCCUCUUGUCUUUUCUCCCAUAGGCAGAGGAACAGGUAGUAGAAACAGUCCCCCCACAUCGCCCCUCGGUCACAUUUUCCCGUGAUGUGGAAUCAGACAUGCCGGGGCCUGCGUUGCUAGUGUCCCUAGCAUAUCUCAAAACAUCUGAGAAACUUACAGUAAUCGUGAUGAAAGCGAGGGAUUUAAGGCCAAUCAACAAAAAUAAGAAACCUGGUGAGUAAAAUAUUUGAUGAAGUUAGAAUCCUUUGUCAUAUUAUAAAAGACAAUGGAAAAAGAUCUGGUGGUGCACGCUUAGCAGUUUGGACAUGGUAAAGAAAUUGGGUGGAGGUCACUUCUAAAGAGAAAUAUUUUCAAACAAAAAUCUCAUUUUUUUUUUGAGUGCUGUUUGACGAAGUCCCACCGGACAGCUUAAGUAUUUAUCGCAUAUGACCUCCUUAACCCUUUUGAGUGACUAGCAUAUAAUUUCUCCUUACAGUAUCACCCCUUAAUCAAACAUUAAGGUAAUAAGAAUAAAGGAAAUGAUCACUAACUUAAGAAGAUCUUGAUUGUUAAACAAAUUCUCCUUGUCAGUAACUUAGGAAAUGUAUAGAGUCCAGUAUGGAGAAUAUUCAAACAGAUGUUAGGGUGAAAAGGUUUAAAGGACGAUAAUUCCUACUCCAUCAUAUCGACGUGAAACACGAAACAUUCGAAAAGUUACACUGUAUACUGAUGCUAAAUAAGGACUGCUACGGUACAACCUAACCGAAAGAAAGAACAUUAUACUCCUAUAGACUAGACUUUUUCAUUAAAUAACUUGUGAUAUUCUUAUUAAAGAGCUUAUUUUAAAGGCAGUACGGUAUUCAUCCUCAGUAAGGUCACUUAAGCCCACUACAGUCUAUAUCUUAGCUCACCACUGACACAAACUCGCAGUUUUCUUCAAAAUUCCUCCAAAUGGAGAACAUACACAGUAGGUCUCUCUCGGUAUAGUUUUCCAAACAUUCGGUCACUCCCGACAACAACAGCUCACAACCACUAAAGGACUGAGCCUUUAUAUACGUUUUAAAACUAUUCUAGAACAUACUGGAAGCUUACAACGCAGCUAUUUUGGUAGUAUUACAUCACAACUACGUGACCUAAUGAUAUGUUCAAAAAAAAUUCCAUGGAUGCACGUCAGCGUGACUAAGAAUUCUAGAAAUUUCUAUGUAAUUAUCUUACAGUUAUUAUCCAUAGCAAUACUUAAACUCAUCAUGGACAUAACAUUCACUCUGUGUUCCUCAUUCAGAUCCAUUGGUUAAAGUGUACAUAAAGAUGGGUGAUAAAAAGCUAAAGAAGCGUAGCACGUUAGUGAAAAAACAUGACGUCCCUCCAGUGUGGAACGAAGCAUUUAGUUUUGCCAUUCCGCACCGAAUCCUCCACAAAGUGGCCGUUCUUCUUCAAGUGAAGCACUUCUCUGAACGAGGAAAGAAGCGAUUGCUAGGCAAGAUUACGAUUGGAGCGACGGCGAACGACGAAGCUGUAGAUCAUUGGAAUGCCAUGCUGACUUCAUCUUCGUCUGUUGCCAAAUGGCAUUCAUUGGAUGAAGAGAAGAGUGGACGGAGGAGCAAGACGCUAGCGAAGCAAAAGUCGUCUUGAAGGUUUUAAGAUUUCCUCGGUGUCAUGAACGGCGAGGAUCUGAGGAAAGGAAAGUGUCAUGUGAUUGCUACUCAAUGAAGUUAUGACUGAUUGAUUUCAUGCUUUAUUUACGCAAGUUUUCAUCGCUAAACCUUCAUAAUGGUCAUCAUCACCAGCAAGGGAACAUCAGAUCUAAUGUUCUCUUGUUAGUGAUUUAUCAAUAUUAAUAAUAUUAUCUUAUGUCAGGUUGUCCUCGUCUGUGUUUAAGUGUUUUGCUGGAUCGCGUAAAAUCCUAGGUCCUCACCUCUCGUUCUCAGGCUUCGCGGUUCAACUAAGGCUGGGCAUACGAGUUCAUCAGUGAGAGUACUGGCCUUACUCCAGGAUCUCCACUGUUACUAGCUCAGGGGCAGAACCAGGAGUGCUGAUGAGGGUCGAAACUUUGAUUCAGAAACGUUUCUUUAACAAAUGCUUAAAAUUAAAUCAAUUGAAUGCUUCAAAUAAUGUCGUAAUAUUCUAUCCUGUUGUAGCACGAAUUUCGGUCGAGACAAGUAGUAUUUAGAAACCUGGGGUUUAAUAGAGGGGGGACCGGUCUCCCUUCAUCCCCCUACCCUUCCCAUCCACCACUGCAAAUGUAAAACGCAGCUGACAUGUAGUAUUUAGAAACCCGGGGUUAAAUAGAGGGGAGACCGGUCCCCCUUGAUCCUCCUACCCUUCCCAUCCACCACUGCAAAUGUAAAACGCAGCUUUGAAAAAAAUGUCGUGGGUGACUGGGGUAUAUCAGGGUAUUAGUAAUUAAUGUAAUAAGUGAGCAAAGAGAAGCCAACAAAAUACAAAGCCACGAAGGGAAAUUUAUUGCUUAGUUUCCUUUACAAUAUGCUAAAAAGUUUACGUUGGUAGAUCGCUUCUUCUUUGGAAGGCCUCCACUUUUCAGUGAGGUGUCAGAAACUAAAAAACCGCAAAAAAUACAAAAUAUCAGCAAAUCAUGACAAAUUGUGUAACAAACUUUCCAAAAGAAUUUGUUUGUAUUAACAAGCACUGGAAUACCUUUGAAGGUUAAAAAAUAUUAUUCUUAUUAUCUUAUUUAAUUGUCGUUAAUACGAAAACUUCAGGAUGGAAGGGAAGGAUUUUAAGGGAUUUUUGGUAUUUAAAAUUCCAAAAUGUCAAACUGGAGUGAAAGAUAAGGGCUUUUAAUGAGUGUUUUUGAGAACGAAUUUUAUUGUCACAUUUUUAAUAUAUCCUUUAUACCUUUUUUUUAACUGCAAACUAAACGUAGGUUUCCUUUUGUUUUAUAAAAUCACAUUUCCUUACAGGGAAACGGCCUGUUCCAUGCAGGGAAACAGUGCUCUUUUCCCUUCAUGUAGCAGCGGCCGAGAUCCACGAAUGAAGAGGAAAGAGUCCUGGGUACGAGCUUGCGGCUUAUUAUAAACUGAUCAAUAAAAAGUGAUUAAUAAAAAAUGGUUAGUUUUUUCCUGGA
This is a messenger RNA of Pocillopora meandrina, 17322 nucleotides long. Lineage: Eukaryota; Metazoa; Cnidaria; Anthozoa; Scleractinia; Pocilloporidae. The record is from the annotation of a GenBank genome assembly.